This is a messenger RNA of Helicoverpa armigera (cotton bollworm), 2208 nucleotides long. RefSeq names its product tumor protein D54. NCBI's taxonomy places the organism in Eukaryota, Metazoa, Arthropoda, Insecta, Lepidoptera, Noctuidae. The transcript has 6 exons. The record is from RefSeq and is a predicted model, not a curated record. Gene Ontology annotation, cellular component: cytoplasm. The coding region runs from base 343 to 1335 and encodes 330 amino acids.
GAAUACAAGCAAUCGGGCAGCGGCGCGAAACGAACACGAGCUGGCUCGGUUGGAGGGGCUCGACGUGGCGGAAGAAACUGACAUCAUUGCGCGCUGCCGCCGCUGCACGCAUUCAUGUUUCUCGAGUUGAUCGUGAUUAUUGCAAAAACACGAUGUUUGUUAAGUGACAGUAACUAUUUAGUUAUUCAAUAAUGUAGAGUUACGAAAACAAAUAAAGAGUGAUCUCAAAAUACCGCCAAGGUGCACGUUUUAUCCGCGUAUAGUUAAAAACAAUUAGCUUGAGUUAUAUGAUUGUGUAGAUACAAAAUAUGCUUAAUUGCCGCGGAAGACGAGGUAGAUAGAAUGGCAAGUGAUGGAACUUCGAGCAUUGCCAUGGAGCCGACGAGCUUGGAGUAUAUGGAAGAUCCUUAUUUCGUGCCCCCGGAUGAUGAUUCCACACCGAGUUUUGACGUUGCCGUGGACGAGCUGGAUGAAUUAGAAGAGUUGCCGAGCUGGCCACAAAAUGACCCUGACGCGGACUGGCGCAUGCUGCCAGACCUCGCAGACUCCGCUCUAUGCAUUGAAACUGAAUUCUACGUCGACAAUCGACGUCGUCGUCUUAGAAUAUUUAGAAAGAAAAUGCGAGAAGUGCGAGUAACAUUUCAAGAUCUAUCAAAGCCGUAUCUUGCCAAGAUGUCCAGUCAUACAAACUACAAGAAAUUCUUAGGUAUCGCAGUUGGAGCUGAAGAAGCGAUGGCGGGCGCCGGCGCGGCAGGUGAUGUGCACACGCCCGACGAGCUGGCGGGGCUUACACCCGAGCAGGCGGAGCAGCUCCGCGCUGAGUGGAGCCGGGAGCUCGCCCGCGUCGAAGACGAGAUCGCUACACUGCGCACUGUCUUGCAAAGCAAGAUCCGUCAGAGCUCCGAAUUAAAACGAAAACUUGGCAUAACUGUGUGGAAAGAAAUUACUGAAGAUGUUAAUCAGGGUUUAAAAAAUGUAAAAGAAAGCCAAGUCUAUCAAACUAUAGAAACUCGCGUGGCUGCGCUUACACAGGCUGUGACUGAAGCACCAAUAUACCAAAAAACUGAAUCUGUGAUAAAAUCGACUGCUGAGAAGACAACCUCGAUCCUCGGCGGCAUCACUGCAGGAAUGACGACUAAGAUUGGUCAGAUGCGAAACUCCGAGUCGUUCCGCUCGAUCGAAGAACGUGUUGGCACGGCAUACGAAAAUGUUAAGGGCAAAGUGACGUCCAGAUCGAAUUCAACGCAGAGCUUCGACGAAGCCCUGCGCGACGCCAGCCGCGCGGCGAGCGGCGCCACGUCGCCCACCAUCCCCGAGAACAAGCCUCUGCCCUAAGCGCCCCGCGCCCACGCCGCCACACGUGCCUGCGACACCUGACGGCCUCUGUCGGCACUAAUACCACGAAUAUUGCAUACAAUCCCGUAAUGCACCCUUAUUUAAACUACAAACACCAUUUUAUACGUGUGCUAUUAAAUAAUUUGAGUACUUACUAUAAAAUGUUUAUUAUGUAUACCGUGUUCUUACACGGGAUACUCUUUUGUUUGUUAAUAAGGUUAUUGAAUCAUUAUUCACAAUAUUUAGUUAGUUAUUGGUUGGGGAUAAAAGCCGUUGGAAUUUAUGAAUGUGUGGAAUUUGCAAUUUUGAUUUCGCAGUAGCAAAAUCGAAAUAAAUGCAAUGACGGAUAUGCGUGGUGUGUCUUUCACUGACAAAUAUAUCGCUGGAUUGUUUGUUAUCUGAAAUAUUGUGUUGUGGCGAAUACGUUUAUAUCAUGUUCUUCUCUGUAUUGACUGCGGCGUGGUGAAUCCUUACUCGUUAAUUUAAGACACUGCUCGUUAUCGCUUAAUAAUGUAUCUCUUGUUCGUUUGUCUGUGUCUUAAGGUUUAGCAUUCCAAACAUUGAUCCCUCAUGAAAUUGAUUAUACAAGGUAUUAAAGACAUUUUAAAAUUGUGUAUUCAAUGCUUAAACUCAGUAUUUGUACAAUGUAAAGAGGAAACGUUGAUAUGUUCAUGUUAUAAAUGUUAAAACACAAUUUUGUAAAUCCUUAUUACGUGUAUAAUGUUUGUAAGACACAAUAACUUGCCGAUGCCUGUUAGGUCCAUUAUUACUAUAAAAAUGAUAUUUUUAUAAGAUGCUUAGCUUUCCUUACUUAUAAAAAAAUCAACUAUUUACAAUACCUCUAAAGACGGUAAAUAAAAAUUUAUGUAUUGA